CAAGGCGCCUUGUUAUGUCAAUGAAAGCGGGGAUUUCAUGGAAGAUCUGCGAGACUCCACUGACUUUGGUGUCCCAGCGUGGAUUUCUCUUUCCGACACAGACCUCGGAACUGGGACUCGGAAAAUACUCCGGCGAAGAAACGCACUAAAAUGCCCUCAUAAUUUCAUACUUUACUUCCACUUGGACGCAGCCCUGAAAUGAACAUAAAGUGGAAUUUGAAAUUACUGUUUCCUUGGAUAGUUGUAAUCUUCCAUCUGCUUGUUUUUCACGGUUUUAAUUGCCAGUCGCCAAAGCCUCAAAGUAAAUUCCCAAGGAGAAGGUUUAACUCCCUCAGACAGAAACGAGAUCUCCUUGGAGAGACCAUCAGUCCCGUGCUUCCUGACUCCGCCUUGCCGAGAAGUAUCCUGCAUAACUUCACUGCCCGCCAUGCCUCCACAGAGUCCUGUAGCUGCCUUAAUGGAGGCUGGUGCAAGGAAGGUGGUCUGUGUGACUGCGCCCAGUUCCAGGCCUCGGGCGAGCGCUGUCAGAUCAUUGCCAACACGGGUCAGGACAGAGAUGGGAUCUGUCGGUCUUGGGGACAGCACCACUUUGAGACAUUUGAUGGUAUCUACUACUACUUCCCGGGAAAGUGUUCUUACAUCCUGGCCAAAGACUGCCACAGGACGGAGCCACAGUACACGGUGUGGGUGCACAACGAGCGGGACUGUGAAGGACCAAUGUACACCUGUGCACGCUCCCUCAGCCUCUACUUCCCCAAUGAGGAGGAGAUCCUCAUUGCUGAGUACCAGGUCCACAAGGGGGGUGUCAGACUGAGUUUACCGCAGACCAUCCACAACGUGUUCAUCGAGAGGCUGGCCGACUACAUCCUGGUGAAGAGCACGUUCGGCCUCUCCCUGGCCUGGGACGGGGGCUCUGGUGUCUACAUCAAAAUGACGGAAGAGCACAAAGGCCGGCCUUGUGGACUCUGCGGGAACUACAAUGAUGACGGAUCGGAUGACCUCACCACCAGCUACGGCGUGAAGACCGAGGACACGGCGGACUUCGGCAACAGCUGGCACGUAGACCUUCCUCACCAGGCACCCUGCGAACCCGUGGAGGACGACUUCUCCGGGCCCUGCAAAUCUGAGUCUGAUAUGGAGGACGCCGUGGAGAAGUGCAGCGUCCUCCUCUUCUUCCCCUUCCUCUCCUGCCAUGAGAACAUCGACCCCAACCCUUUCGUGGCCAGCUGCGUCUCCGACCUGUGUGUGUCUGACGAUGAGGAGACGUUCUGUCGGACCCUGGUGGAGUACACCAGGGCCUGCUCGCACGUGGGCUACCCCGUGAGAGAGUGGAGGGACAGCUUCCCCACCUGUGCUGACCGCUGCGAGGACAGCUUCGUCCACAGGGACUGCAUCAGCUGCUGUCCCCCCACCUGCACCUUUGAGAAGGAGUGUCUCGGCACCAACCUGCACUGCUUGGAUGGCUGCUACUGCCCCGAUGGGAUGAUUCUGCAAAAUGGCACUUGCAUUGCUGUGUCCCAGUGCCCCUGUGUGUACCACGGCCACGCCUUCCCCCAAGGCCAUGUGCUGGAGCAGGGCUGCAGUUCCUGUGUCUGCAUGGGAGGUGUGUGGAACUGCACAGAGGGCAACUGUACAGCGGAGUGCUCCAUCAUGGGCAACUCGCACAUCACCUCAUUCGACGGGCGGAUCUUCACACACCUGGGCACCUGCCAGUACGUGCUGGUGAAAAGCCGGGGAAGCACCCGCUUCAUGGUGACCCUGCAGAACGUGCCCUGCGGUGAGAGGCAGGAGCACCCCUGCAUCCAUUCGAUGACACUGGUUGUGGAUGAGGACGUGAGCCGGCAGGUGACCCUCACCAGGGAAGGAGAGGUCUUCAUCGGGGUCAAUCAGGCGACCGGCCUGCCCUACUCCGACGAUACGGUGGAGGUUCGUCAGCUGACGUCCCUCUUCGUGCAGCUGCACACUGUCUUCGGCUUGCACGUGCAGUUCGAUGGGCGUGGCGGGCGCCUCUACGUGCUGCUGGACAGCAGCUGGAAGGGCUUCACCGUGGGCUUGUGUGGCACCUUCAACGGGAACCUGCGCGAUGACUUCCUGUCCCCGUCGGGCAUGAUCGAGGGCACGCCCCAACUCCACGCCAAUGCCUGGAAGGUCUCCUCAGCAUGCAGCAACCCUGUCAAUGUGCCCAUUAUUGACCCCUGUGACCUGAACCAGGAGAAUGGGUUUUACGCCUCGCUGUGCGUUGUGCUCACAGAAGAGCUCUUUGCUCCCUGCCAUGAAUACGUCAGCCCCAGCGUGUACUACCAGCAGUGCCGCUUCCAGGCGUGCCUCUGUGGCGGUAGCUGCAUGUGUACGGCCCUGGCACACUACGCCUACGUCUGCGCCAAGCACCAGGUGGUCAUUAACUUCCGGGCCCACGUGUCCGAGUGCGGUGUGGUGUGCCUGGGUGGAAUGAUGUACCACUCAUGCACCUCCACCUGUGGGAGGACCUGCCAAUCACUGUCCAGCGGGGAGCUGUGCAGUAAUGACUGCGCCGAAGGCUGCGGCUGCAGUGAAAACACCUUCUACGAUGACGUGCGCCAGCGUUGUGUCCUUGCGUCUCACUGUCACUGCUACUUCAUGGGAUCUGUCUUCCAGCCUGGCGAGGUGUCCUUCAGUGCCUCAGGUCCCUGCCUCUGCAGGAAUGGACGUAUGGAAUGUGUACCAGAGGAACGAGAACCCGAGCCUAGAGACUGCCCCCCAGGGAAGGUUUACUACAGUUGCCGGGAACCACAGACAGCCCAGUCCCGCCUGGGUUUAGCCUGUGAGGUCACAUGCCGGAACCUGAUGAUCAAUCUCACCUGCUCGCCCAUGACUCCCUGCGUCCCUGGCUGCGGCUGCCCUGCGGGGCUAGUAAGACACAAUGGAGAAUGCUACUACCCGGAGAACUGUCCGUGUGCCUGGCUGGGGUUGGAGUAUCUGCCUGGGGAAGUGGUGUCCACACCGUGCUCCAAAUGCACCUGCCAUCGCGGCUUUUUUAACUGCACCUAUUACCCCUGCCCGGGGGUCUGCACUGCGUACAGCGACCGCCAUUACCACACGUUCGACGGACUGGAGUACGAUUAUGUCAGCAACUGCCAGGUGUAUUUAGUGAAGAGCAUCAACGACACUGAGAUUUCCAUCACCACGCAGAACAAGGACUGCUACGACAGCGGCAUCAUCUGCAUGAAAUAUCUGGUGAUCUACGUGGGCCUCACAAAGAUCUACUUCAGCGACAGCUCAGGAAAGCCGAGUUCCUCCACAGUGGUGGGGAAAGGCUAUGAGUUCCAUCUGUGGCGGGCCGGCUACUACACGGUGGUGCACUUCCCCAAGCAGGAGAUCACCAUUCUGUGGGACAAAAAGACCACCGUGCACAUCCGUGCCGGGCCUCAGUGGAAGGGUCAGCUGACAGGGAUGUGCGGAAACUUUGACACAGUCACAGUGAAUGACAUGACCACUUCCAGCCACAUGGAGGUCAGCAACCCCCAGAGCUUCGGAGACAGCUGGGCCCUUGGCCAGUGUGAAAGUGACUUCGUGGUGAAGAGGCCGUGCGAAGGAGACCUCAACCGGCAGCCGUACGCCAAGAGAGAAUGCGCCGUUCUGUACAGCGACGUCUUUGCUCCCUGUCACAAUGUGGUGGAUGUGACGUGGUUCUACAAGAACUGCCUGACGGACACAUGCAACUGCAACCGGGGCGGCGACUGCGAGUGUCUGUGCACCAGCAUCGCUGCCUAUGCCCACAAAUGCUGCCAGCAGGGCGUGACCGUUCACUGGAGGUCUCCCACUGUGUGCUCAUACGACUGCGAAUACUACAAUCAAGAGCUGGGAGAGGGGCCUUACGUCCUCUCGAAUGCUGCAUUCAAUGACACGGUGAUUGGGGCCAACUUGACCAGUGGAGAGGUGUUCUCUCUUCCCAAGCCCAGUGCCCAGGGUGGAGUCCUCUUCAACUUCAUGGUCACGGUGGGCCUCUACAAGGACAAGCUGUCUCGCGUGCCCAUGGUGUCCCUGGAGUCUGCUGAGAGGCCCAACUACUUCCUGUGUGUGACGGGGAGGCUCUCGCUGAGACUGGAGCGCUGGAGCGGGACCGAGGACUUCCGCCAAAGGGGCACCUUUGUCCACCACCAGGGCCUAUGGUUGCCGAGCCUGUCCUCCUUUGAGCUGUAUGGUCAGAAGGGCAUCUUCCUCACCCUCAGCCCCAGCGGCAUUCGCGCCAUGGCCUACGACCACUCAGAGCACUUCAGGCAAAUCAGUAGCUUCAUGCUCGAAGAGAGCAGUUUUGUGAUCCCUUACCGGAUCAUGUGUGAAUGGAAGUACCAUGCGUGCUCCAGCCCAUGUCUGAAGACCUGCAGCGACCCCACAGCCUCACAAUGCCGCUUCCUGCCACCGGUGGAAGGCUGCUUUCCGCGGUGUCCGAAAAACAUGAUCCUCGAUGAGGUUACAAGAAGAUGUGUCUACAGAGAGGACUGCAUCAUCCUACCACCAACACCAACCCCUUAUAUGUAUGUGACGAGAUCCAACAGAACCACAACAGCUCCCACUACAGAACCCAGCACAGUGACUGAACCCCGUACUACCAGAUUCCCAACAACCACGCGCACCACCAUCAUUGUGCCACCUGCCACCUCCACCCCAAUGCCCCUUAGCACCCUCACCUCCCUGAUGACGUCAUCACCCCCCUCCACCACCCACGGUCCUGUCACAUCCGCCGUAACGGACGGGGUGACUAUUCACCCGCUGCUCACUGCAACCAUGCCUCCAGCUGCCAUGACGAGUGAACCUGUCACCGUGGCUCCGCCCAGUAUUGCCCCACAGCCCUCAGUCCGUUCUACCACAGCGCCUCCCAGUACACGGGCUUUGACCACCAGGUCCACCGAGGAGCCGACCAGUGCCAGUACAGUUCCCAUGACGAGCACCAAACAUGUGACAGCUCCAUCAUCAACAGCUGUCUUGAGGACUACUCCAUCUCCCACCACCAUGAAAGCCAUGACUCCUUCACCUAGCCUUCCUCCUGACACGACCACUCCUACGCCUCCAGAGACCACGGAGACUAGCCCUACGACCCUGGAGGCCACCCCUCCUCGUCCCACCCCGACACUUUCUGAGUUGACAACCACCCAGCCCACAACUGGCAUCAUAUCCACGGCGACAUCUCCUGUCACUACACCAGAAUCGGUCAGCUUGACCACAGGGCUCCCUCCGUUUCUGCUGCCAACCGCCCCCUGCACUCCACCGUAUUCGUAUCGUGUGGACGAAUGCAGUGAGUACAUCUGCUUCAAUGGCCAGCUGAUGUUCCACAAUGCUUCACUGCACUGCCGCUUCAACGUGUCUCAGCCCAACUGUGGCCUUUUGGGCAUGGCUGUCCAGACCAAUCGGGACAACUGCUGUCCACAGUGGGAGUGUCCCUGUCGCUGCUCAGUAAUUUCGGACCUGAGAGUAAUUACCUUCGAUGGCAACAACGUGGCCCUGUAUGACAAUGGAUCCUACAUUCUGGUUCAUCUUCCCAGAGAAAAUAUUGUGGGCCACAUUGAGAAGUGUCCAACCAGUGUGAGCGUCAACUCCAUCCGACGUCCUACCUCCACAGGUGGCACCUUGGGGCUCUGCUUUAAGAAGCUCAACAUCACUACUCAUUCCUACAGGAUCAUGAUUAAUCGGUUGGAGAGAAAGGUGUCUGUCAACUUCAUCAACGCACGGCUGCCUUUCACAAGGCAGAAACUGCACAUUGAUGACACUGGGACUAUGUAUGUCAUCCACACCCCUGGAGGAGUCAGCAUCCAAUGGUACCACAGCACAGGAAUCAUAGUCCUGCAGUACAGCGGUCGGCCAAACAUUACCACUGGCACACGUGGACUUUGUGGCUGCUGCGACGGGAACCCAGCAGAUGACCUGAAGCUCCCGAAUGGCACGGUGGUGAGGGACGUGGAGGAUAUCCCCGUGUUCCUGCAUAGUUGGAUGGUAGACACUUCUGAGGAGAUGGGCUACUUCCGCCGGGUGGGAGACAACUGCACCACAGGCAACUGCACCAAGUGCUUUCAGAUGCUGAACCGGAGGCCGUUCUCUGAGUGCCAUAGGAAGGUUUCCCCAGAACAGUUUUGCGACAAGAUUUGGGCCGGUGACCUACAUUAUAAAGACCACGAGUGUGACUUCCUUGCUGCAUAUGUAGCCAUCUGUUAUACACACAACAUCUGCAUCAGCUGGAGGACUCACGACUUCUGCCCCCUAAAGUGCCCCCCAGGUAAAGAGUACCAUCCAUGCGUGAACACAUGCAAGACCAAAACCUGCCAGAACCGGGACUUCUACGAGGAAUCCACCUGCUCCUCCAUCCGGGAAGAGUGUGUGUGCAAGAGCGGGACCAUCCUACACCGGGCCGACUCUGCGUUCUGUGUCACCGAGGACAGAUGCGUUUGCACGGACAACGAUGGGGUCCCCCGUGCGGUGGGGGAGGUGUGGAACGGAUCGAACAAGGGCUGCUGCCUGUACCGCUGCAUGGAAAACGGCAGCAUCACAGCAGUAGAGCCCGACUGCAGUGACAUGCCAGCCCCCCUCUGUGAGCGGGAAGGCGAGUUUGUCGUCGAUGUGGUGGAGGAGGGGGCCUGCUGCCCAAAAAAGAUCUGCGAAUGCAACCUGACCAUCUGUGAGAGUGAGGUGCCAACUUGCGAGAACGGGAACAAACUGAUGAUUGGAUACAGCACCCUGUCCUGCUGCCCUGAGUACAGAUGUGACUGUGAUCCCCAGGCCUGUCCCUCAGUUCUCAUGCCGGAGUGCAGGGAUGACCAGUUCUUGGUGGAAGUCAGAGCUGAAAAGUCCUGCUGCUUCUCCUUCCUGUGUGUGUGCGAGUCCUGCAUUGAUCCCAUCCCAUUGUGUAAAGAUGGAGAGAUUCUGGCUGUGGAUCUCAACACCACGGACCGGUGCUGCCCUCAGUACCACUGCGUGUGCGACGAGAGCUUGUGCCCCCCCUCCACGCUGGAGUGUGCCAGCGGGACGUCCAUGGUCAGGAAAAGCGUCCCGGGGAGUUGCUGCCCGGACUGGCAAUGUGAGUGCCAGUGUCUCAAUAACUCCUCCCCACUGUGCCAGGUGGGUGAAAUUCAGACCCUGGACCCAAACACUGACAGCACUUGUGGCUGCACUCAGUACAUCUGUAGGAAGGCAGAGGUGUGCCUCUUUCAGGGGGUAACAGUGCUGAGUCCGGGGCAGUCCAUGGUGCAGUACUUCGAUGGGGACCUUUGCUACACGGUGCACUGCCUACAGGACAAGGACCCUGAUACAGGCUUUUAUGCGAUGGAUGUAUCAACUGUCAACUGCUCUGAGAAAUGUGGGCCUCACCAAAUAUAUAUCCCUUCCUCAGACCCACAUGUUUGCUGUGGUUCUUGCAAAAAUGUGUCAUGCAUCUACACCAGUGAGAACAGCACCAUGGAGGUCUACACGGCUGGGAGCUCGUGGGUGACAAACUGUACUCGGUUCGACUGUGUGGAGACGGCCGUCGGAGCUGUGACACUGGGCUCCGUGGUCGUUUGUCCACCUUUCAACGACACUGAAUGUGUCCAGAACGGGGGCACAGUACAGAACUAUAUUGACGGCUGCUGCAAGACCUGUAAAGAGGAUGGUAAGACCUGCAAAAGGGUGGCAAUCAGAACAACCAUCAGGAAGGACGACUGUCGGAGUAGUGCCCCAAUCACUGUGUACUCCUGUGAUGGCAAGUGCCCCUCUGCCACCAUCUUCAACUUCAACAUCAACAGCCACGCGCGUUUCUGCAAAUGCUGCCGGGAGAACACCCUGCAGAGCCGCACAGUGCAGCUGUACUGCACGCGCAACAGCACCCUGGUCAGCUACACCUUCCAGGAGCCCUUGGAGUGUUCCUGCCAGUGGAACUAGUCAGGGGUCGGGGCUUGUGAAGGGACCAGAGAGUCUGCCAUUGGAGCACUUGAGUUUCAAUAACAAUGAGGUUUCCUCUUAGAUUAAAUGUUACGACACAGUUAUGACAAUUACAAAUGUAGGCUCACAAACAUGUUAUUUAGCCAUAAAAUCAUAUUGAUUGCUUUAUGUUACAGAUUAUGUUUUAUUCUUUUGUUUUCUAUUUUAAUUUAAUUUAGUAUGUAAUAUUUAGUAUAUUAAUGCCUUAAUUGAUGAUGCAGAAAUAUUUUUAAAGCUAUUUUGUGAGCUUUUAGAAACUUUUUUAAAGGUAAUUACUUGUAAAAUAGCAUGUUAUUUUAAAUACAUUGUUUUGUAUCUAAUUGUCCAAUCUACUAAAAUGUCUAUGACAUCACAAUUUUUCAGCCUCUUUCAGUGAAAUUCCUCAUAAUUAUUUUGAAAGUGUUCAAAGUUCUUUGAAAAAUGUUAAGUUUAAAAGCCCUGUAGUGACACAUACCUCAUUUUGUUUUAUCAUCCCACACAUCUUGUUGAACAAUGUUGGCGAGAAAAGCCACUACUAAAAACAAGGCAAUAAAACA
Paramormyrops kingsleyae is the source of this 8459-nucleotide messenger RNA. Lineage: Eukaryota; Metazoa; Chordata; Actinopteri; Osteoglossiformes; Mormyridae. The record is from RefSeq and is a predicted model, not a curated record.